AUGGCAGUUCACUCGUCGACUCUUUUCUCUUCUCCUUCUACAUUGAAUCUCUUCUCCUCUCAUCGUUUUCAUCUCUCUCCAAAUGUCUCCACUCUCCAUUUUCCUCGUCCGGUUAAGAGAUCCGAUUUGGACUUGCGAUGUUCAGUCUCAAUCGAGAAGGAAGUUCCCGAAACCGAAAGACCUUUCACUUUCCUCAGAGACUCCGAAGGUGGUGACUCCCAAUCUUCUUCUUCUUCUUCGGUUAGGGCUCGUUUCGAGUCAAUGAUAAGAGCUGCUCAGGACAAUGUCUGCUCAGCCAUUGAAGCAGUCGAAGGAGGUCCCAAGUUCAAGGAAGACGUUUGGUCUCGGCCCGGCGGAGGCGGCGGAAUCAGCCGCGUCUUGCAGGACGGAAAUGUCUGGGAGAAAGCUGGAGUUAAUGUCUCUGUGGUUUAUGGUGUUAUGCCACCUGAAGCUUACAGAGCCGCUAAAGGUGCCUCGUCUGAGCAGAAACCCGGCCCGGUUCCGUUCUUCGCCGCCGGAAUCAGCUCGGUUUUGCAUCCUAAAAACCCUUUUGCUCCGACGCUGCAUUUCAAUUACCGAUAUUUCGAGACUGAUGCUCCAAAGGAUGUUCCUGGAGCUCCGAGACAAUGGUGGUUCGGUGGUGGGACUGAUUUCACACCUGCUUACAUCUUCGAAGAGGACGUCAAGCACUUCCACUCGGUUCAAAAGCAAGCCUGUGACAAAUUCGAUCCGUCCUUCUACCCUCGGUUCAAGAAAUGGUGUGAUGACUACUUUUACAUCAAGCACCGUGAUGAGAGGCGAGGGCUUGGAGGGAUAUUUUUUGAUGAUUUGAACGACUUAGAUCAGGAAAUGCUUCUGUCAUUUGCCACUGAAUGUGCAAGCUCAGUGAUACCAGCUUAUAUACCUAUAAUAGAGAAACGUAAAGACACUCCAUUUACCGAGCAACACAAGGCAUGGCAACAGUUGCGAAGAGGGCGAUAUGUUGAAUUCAACUUGGUGUAUGACCGUGGAACAACGUUUGGUCUGAAGACAGGAGGGCGUAUAGAGAGUAUUCUUGUCUCUCUUCCACUAUCCGCAAGAUGGGAAUAUGACCAUAAACCUGAAGAAGGAAGUGAGGAAUGGAAGCUAUUAGAUGCUUGUAUCAAUCCUAAAGAGUGGCUUUAG
Microthlaspi erraticum is the source of this 1164-nucleotide messenger RNA. The record is from the annotation of a GenBank genome assembly. Lineage: Eukaryota; Viridiplantae; Streptophyta; Magnoliopsida; Brassicales; Brassicaceae.